AUGCCCAGAACUCCGGUGGCACUAAUAACAGGGGCAACGCGUGGGAUCGGUCGCGCGAUCGUGGACAAGCUUUCGGCAGAAGGCCUGAGUUGCCUGAUGGUGGGCUCCCGAAAGGAAAGCUUUGGACCGAUGACAGCGGACCUUCCAGUAAUAUGCCGUGAGCUUCAGUGGCACCGGGGACUUGUCGUCGAUCUAGCGCAGUGGCCUCAAUGGACGCAGCAAGGCAGAUUUGACGGGUUCCAUUUUUCUAGCGUACCGGGCGCCCGCGCGUAUCGUUGCAGCGACGGCGCCUGGCCUCUAUUGGACCUUCCGCCAUCCUCCGAGCUUGCCCUCUUGGUCAACUGCGCUGGCGUCACUCAGGCCUCGCCUGCUUUACGUUGUGAUGCAUCGGAAAUCCAGAGGAUCACCAACAUUAACUAUUUAAGCGCCGUUAGCCUCUGCAAUAUGGCCGCCAAGAGAAUGCUGCGCUCUAGGAAACACCUGUCGCGCCCGCCUUGCAUUGUGAACAUAUCUUCAAUUCUGGGGGACCCUGCGACGUCAGCCUUGCCCGGCACGGCCCUCUACAGUGCCUCGAAAGCUGCCUUGGCACAAUUCUCUCGCACGCUAUCUGCGGAGCUUGCACGAGCAGGAAUACGCGUGCAUUGUUUGUCGCCUUCACUUGUGGCGCAAACAGACAUGGUACAGACACUCGAAGAGGACGCAAAAGUGCGUCUAGAGUCUACUUUCAGCCAAUUCCCUGCCCAAAGUCCGCAGCAAAUUGCAUCUCAAGUGUGGAAGCUGUAUGACAGCGAUACUUAG
Messenger RNA from Lachancea thermotolerans CBS 6340, 798 nucleotides. RefSeq names its product 3-oxoacyl-[acyl-carrier-protein] reductase (NADPH) (gene OAR1). The transcript has a single exon. The coding region runs from base 1 to 798 and encodes 265 amino acids. The record is from RefSeq and is a predicted model, not a curated record. NCBI's taxonomy places the organism in Eukaryota, Fungi, Ascomycota, Saccharomycetes, Saccharomycetales, Saccharomycetaceae. Gene Ontology annotation, molecular function: oxidoreductase activity, acting on the CH-OH group of donors, NAD or NADP as acceptor.